This is a messenger RNA of Cylindrotheca closterium, 2058 nucleotides long. The record is from the annotation of a GenBank genome assembly. NCBI's taxonomy places the organism in Eukaryota, Bacillariophyta, Bacillariophyceae, Bacillariales, Bacillariaceae.
AUGUAUAGUGCCGUCAGUGUAGUCCUGCUUCUGCUUGGAUGGUGGUUUCUCUUUCGCGACAAUGAUGAUGAUGAUGAUGCUGCUGCUGCUGAUGGUCAUGGUGCUGAAUCGUCAUCGAUAUUAUCUGAAACGGAAUUGCUGGGAGUUACCAAGUCUUUCCAAAAAGAUGGGAAACGAUGGUAUAUUUACAGUGGACAAAGACACUUUCCCAAGACUGCCAAGUAUGUCAUGAUUGAUACUGCCGUACACACGAUUAAAGAUGGAGCUUUCAAGGGUCAUCAAUGUCUCCUCCGGGUCUACAUUCCUAGAUCAGUCAGGACCAUUGGAAUGGAAGCCUUCGAAGGAUGUACUGCCUUCGAAGGAUGUACUGCCCUCGGUACUGUCCGCCUGGAAGUGGGUCUCAGAGCCAUUGGGGAAGGAGCCUUUUUUCAAUGUCUGUCACUCCGCAAUAUUGUGCUACCGCCAGGCCUGGAAUCCAUCGGAAAUGGAUGCUUUUGCUACUGUAGAUCACUCCGAAGGAUAUCGAUCCCAUUGUCACUAGCGACGAUCAACGACUCCGCCUUUAACGAGUGUCAUUCGUUGGUCGAAGUCAAUUUACACAAACGAUUAAAGGUCAUUGGUCCAGGCGCCUUUGGAGACUGCAAGAUGUUGCAAGAAAUAGAACUUCCAGAUGGACUGGAAACGAUCAAACAUCGGACCUUUGAAGGGUGCACAUCGUUACAGUCAAUAGCAAUACCAGAGACUGUGGAACUCAUCGAUACACAAGCCUUUGACGGCUGUACAUCCCUCACUGCUGUGAAACUUGGCAAGCAAGGACGACUGAAAGUCAUUGGUCCUUGGGCCUUUCAUCGUUGCCUCCAGUUGGAGUCGGUUGAACUUUCCAAGGGGUUGAUUCUGAUCGCACAUCAUGCCUUCCAUUCCUGUGUAUCCCUGCAAACCAUGUCGAUACCAGGAUUGGUGGAGACCAUUGAGGAAUUUGCCUUUGGCUCGUGCCGAUCACUAAUCGAAUUGAAUCUUCAAGAUGGAAUCAAAACGAUUGGUGUCCGUGCAUUUGCAGCCUGUUCCGAAUUGAGUUCGGUUGCAUUUCCAAUUAGUCUGAAGUGGGUCCGAGAUGGUGCCUUUGCGGAUUGCCAGAGUCUUUUGGGUGUUGAGAUUCCAGCCAAGUCGGACAUGGUGCUGGAUGACAAUUGCUUCCGUUUUUGCCAUUCAUUGGUAAACAUUUCCAUUCCAUCCUCCUGUGAUUACGCGGCAUCCAACAAUAUCCUCGAAGGGAGCGAUUUGUUGGUUGGCGGGCCAAGGUGGCGCGACAGAUUUGAAGGCCUACCAAUCCACAAGGUUUGCUACCACAGUACCCCGGUUCUGACCAAGAAAGGGCUCAUUAAAAUGAUCCAAUCCCAAAACGUUCAAUUGUGGGAAGACGCCUAUGGUCUCACUCCAUUGCAUCUCAUUGCCACUUCCACGACACUUCGACAUGACAUUAUGGAAUGUCUCAUUGAUUCUUGUCCUGAGAAAAUUAUCUGGCACCAGGAUUUUCGUAGCAAGACGAUGAUGGAUUACAUCUUGCGUCAUACAUCCCAAAGAGCUGUUCCCCUGAUCAAAAUGGUCCUUUACAAACUUGUCGUUGAAAGGGUGUCUAGCUGGGACUUUGGCGACAAAUGGAGAGCAGUACUUUCGCUCUGGUUGGAAACGAUGCAGAAUGAUCAUGGAUUUGGGAGCAGAUGCGAUGUUCUGGAACAUUUCUUUGAUAAAGUCGGGUGCAUUAUACGAAUAGAAGUAACAUCACUGAUGGAGCUUGCGUUGUGGAAAAUGAGGAUGAACACUAUUGGGAAGGAAGAUCAAGAGACUAGUGACGAUAAUGACUUUCGAAGACGCUGUCGAUUCCAAAGUGGAGCUGGGGUUGUGAUUGAAAACGUGAUGGAAUACUUGUGGCAUGGCGAAUCGGAAACUCAUACUGGCUUAUCAAUGUUUCCAUCAUACCAUUCUCAUUCCCAAGGCUUGCCACUUCAAGGCGAUGGCCGAAAUUCCAGCCGUUGGUCGAAUGGCCAACACAAUUACUGA